UUGUUCUGUCAAAUUGUGCAACACCUAGUAACUUGUCGCCCCCCACACCUCACCCCCAUGCUGAAAGUCUGAAAGCCAGUGGGAGAGGAGACAAAUCUGCUUCUUAUUGGCCACGUCCAAGAGGAAACAUCUGUUUGACUUCCAGAGAACUCCACACCCGCAGAGCGACCCAGCCGUGUGUGUGGGGACUGAGACCGGCUGUAGCGUUUGUGUCAUGCUGCCCUCUAGCUGCCAGGGGGUCUGUCUGCCACAGCACGUCCUGUUAAAGAGUUAGUGCUGAUGAUACUCAUUAGUAUUUAAGAGAGAGCUACGAACUUCACUUUGUGUUAUUGUAGUUUUAUUUCUGUUUAGCAGUUUUAUUUUUUCAUCGCAGGCAAGUAACUCCAUCAGUAACAUGAAUGAAAAUGAAAAUUAUGUUCCCUUAUUUAAGUACCUACAGUAUACGUUGUAUAAGUUUUUAGCUGCCCUUUCACCUGGAGGUCAGAGGUCAAGCCUUUAGAGUUGGUGGCACCACUUAGAAACCCAACCAGGAGGUCGCCUGCACGUAACGACGCAUUCGUAACGCACUUUUGUUUUUUUGGGCUCGGCCGGUGGAGCUCAAAGCUACAGUUGAUUGGAUUGAAUUAAUCUGACAGGGCAGGUCACACCUGUAAGCUCCCACACACAGACGCACCAGCUGUAAACCUGCCCGCUGGCCUCCACACAUGGACAGAAAUGAGCCCAUUCAUGUUCCUUCGGUCGCGUUCCCAUCGCUGUGACGCUGCGGUGCAGAGCGUUUACCUCGGAGAGAAGUGCGAUCUGUCCACGUCAUCAGUGGUUGGGCGGCAGCAUCUUCUGCUGAUCCCCCGCCUUCCUGUAAACUGGUCUCUAAUGAUGCAGCAACCGCUUCGCGGCGGCUUUUCUUCACCUCAGCGAUGGGAGCAGACCCCAUGUCUUCAUCCUCAGUGUCUCGUAACUCGUUUCCUCCUCUUCCGACCUGCCUCUCCGUUCCCAUGCCCGUCCCCUUCCACCCGUCUCUGCCGUCCCUCCCUCGGGUCAUGUCUUCUGCACAGCUUCUUCCUGGCCUCUCUGUGGCUCCUUCCCAGUCCGUCAGAGGCCGCCGGGUUUCGGGUCGGGGUGGUGGGACCCUGGGGCUGUGAUCCUCUGUUUGCCAAGGCGCUUCCCAACGUGGCAGCACAGCUUGCCGUCAAUCGCAUCAACAAGGACCCAUCGCUGUCCUACGCUGCCCCGUUUGACUAUGUGGUGCUGCAGGAGCCGUGUGAGACGUCGCGGGCGCUGGAGGCAUUCAUGGGCUUCCACACCAAAGCCUCAGGGUUCGUCGGACCCACCAAUCCCGGUUACUGCGAUGCUGCUUCAAUGCUGAACAAAGGCUGGAACAAAGCGCUGUUUCCUUGGGGGUGCGUUGGCUCGGACUUGGACGACAUUCGGAACCACCCAACGUUUGCCCGCUCCAUGGCGAGGCCCACCUGGGUGCUGCUCAGUGUCAUGAGUUACUUCAGGUGGGCCCACAGCGCCAUCAUUUCGUCCGCACAGGACGUCUGGGUGGAGACAGCCGCCAAGGUGGCUGAUUCCCUGAGGAGCCACGGCUUGUCAGUCAGGCUGGUCGCGGUGAUGGAGAACACGCCCCACGGCAUCAUCCGAACCCUCGCUGAGAUCCGCAGGAUGAGAGAAGUACGAGUCGUGGUCCUCUGCAUGCACUCGGCGCUGAUCGGCGGCGAACUCCAGCAGCUGCUGCUGGAGACGGCCUACGACAUGCGGAUGAUCGACGGCUCCCUGGUGUUCGUGCCGUACGACGCGCUGCUCUACAGCCUGCCCUACCGCAACGUGAGCCACCCGGCCCUGAGGGGCAACGGCAAACUGCUGAGGGCCUACGACGCCGUGCUCACCGUCACCGUGGACUCGCCCCGCGCCUCGUUUUACGAGGCCUUCGCCGAGGCCGUGGAGAGGGGGGAGGUGGCGAGGACCCUGAGGCCACAGCAGGUGUCGCCCCUGUUCGGCACCAUCUACAGCUCGGUGCUCCUCGCGGCCCAUGCGGUGCACCGGGUCCGGCGGUCUGGGCACUGGAUGUCUGGAGGAAACCUGGCCAGAAGCACCCGCAGCCUGGAGUUCCAGGGUUUCAGCCACACGGUGAAGACCAACCGCUCCGGAGCAGUGCUGCUCACCUACGUCAUUUUGGACACUGAUGGACGCUCCUGGGAGCUGAAACCUACAUACAGCGUCGACAUGGAGGCCGGUUUGGUGCGUUACUUGGGUCGAGACAUUCACUUCCCUCAUGGCUUUGGGCCCAGGAAAGACGCCUCCUGCUGGUUUACUGCAGGGGUCAUCUGUUCAGGGGGUGUGGAUCUGUUAUCAACCGUCAGCAUGUUCCUCGGAGCAAUUGUCUCCUCAGUUUUUGCAGUGGCACUGAUUUACUGGUUCAGGCGACGCAUCAAUCAGAUUCGUCUGGUCCGCGGUCCGAACAAGAUUUUGCUGACUCUGAAUGACGUCACAUUCAUAAACCCGUCGCUCAGCAACAAGAAGCUGAAUCUGGACGACAGCGGCAUGAGAAGCAUAUCAGAGCGCAGCAUCGCCUCGCCGGCCUCCACCCAGUCCCCCGCCACCUACGAGAACUCCAACGUUGUCAUCUAUGAGGGUGACUGGGCGUGGCUCAAGAGGCUUCCUAACGGGACGUUCAGCCGCAUCAACCCAAAAACCAGCGACGUCUUUGAACUGAUGAAGGACAUGCGCCACGAGAACGUCAACACCUUCCUGGGCUUCUUCCACGACUGCGGCGUGUUCGCCGUGGUGACGGAGUUCUGCUCCAGAGGCAGCCUGGAGGACCUGCUGCUGAACCACGACGUCAAGCUGGACUGGAUGUUCAAGUCCUCGCUGCUGCUGGACCUGAUCAAGGGCAUGAAGUACCUCCAUCACCGCCGGGUGAGCCACACGCGCCUCAAGUCGCGGAACUGCGUGGUGGACGGGCGCUUUGUCCUGAAGGUCACGGACUACGGCUACAACGAGGUUCUGGAGGCGCAGCGGUUUCCCUACGUGGAACCUCCUGCAGACGAGCUGCUGUGGACGGCGCCCGAGGUCCUGAGGGGCGGCCAGCCGGGGCGGCGCGGCUCGCCGGCCGCGGACGUCUACAGCUUCGCCAUCAUCGUGCAGGAGGUGGUGGUCCGGGGGCCGCCCUUCUGCAUGCUGGACGCGCCCGCUGCAGAGCUGGUGGAGAAGCUCCGGAGGCCUCCGCCGCUGUGCCGCCCGGUGGUCAUUCCGGACUACGCGCCGCUGGAGUGCAUUCAGCUGAUGAAGCAGUGCUGGACCGAGCAGCCGGACAAGAGGCCCAGCUUCGAUCAGAUCUUCGACCACUUCAAAAACAUCAACAAGGGGAAGAAGACCAACAUCAUCGACUCCAUGCUGCGGAUGCUGGAGCAGUACUCGUCCAACCUGGAGGAGCUGAUCAGGGAGCGAACGGAGGAGCUGGAGAUAGAGAAGCAGAAGACGGAGAAGCUGCUGACUCAGAUGCUGCCUCCGUCCGUGGCCGAGGCCUUGAAGGUCGGCGGCGCGGUCGAGCCCGAGUAUUUCCACAACGUCUCGCUGUAUUUCAGCGACAUCGUGGGCUUCACCACCAUCUCGGCCAACAGCGAGCCCAUCGAGGUGGUCGACCUGCUCAACGACCUCUACACGCUGUUCGACGCCAUCAUCGGGGACCACGACGUCUACAAGGUGGAGACCAUCGGCGACGCCUACAUGGUGGCGUCCGGCGUGCCCGUCCCCAACGGCGAGCGCCACGCCGCAGAGAUCGCCAACAUGGCCCUGGACAUCCUGAGCGCAGUGGGCAGCUUCAAAAUGAGACACAUGCCAGACGUGCCCGUCAGGAUCCGCAUAGGACUCAACUCAGGGCCGUGCGUGGCCGGUGUUGUGGGCCUCACCAUGCCUCGCUACUGCCUGUUCGGAGACACAGUGAACACCGCCUCCAGGAUGGAGUCCAGCGGGCUGCCCUACAGGAUCCACGUCCACCAGAGCACAGUCAGGGUCCUGCAGCACUUAAGCCUCGGCUACAAGCUCCAGUUACGAGGCCGAGCAGAAGUGCGGGGUAAGGGAAUGGAAGAGACCUUCUGGCUGGUCGGGAGGGACGGUUUUACCAAACCUCUGCCUGUUCCUCCGGAGCUCCAGUCUGGGCAAAUGGCCCACGGGCUGCAGAUGGCCGAGAUUGCCCAGUACAAGAAACGGAAAGCUGAGAGGCAGCAACAGGAGCAACGUGCAAAGAAGAAAAACUGAGGCAAAGCACAACAUUAGUGGCUCGGUCAAAGGACGUGAGGCAGGUUUUUUAUGAGGCAGUGAAGAUCGUCUCCCACGUCAGUGUUGUGACUCAGAUCUACACACUUUAGACUAAUACUGACAUGGACAGAAGUCAUUAAAAACCAUUCAGACGUUAGGAAACUCUUUGCUAGUGAUCAUCAACUGAAUGGUGUCACCAGGAGGAUGAAGACACAAGAGAGAGAUUGUGUGUGUGCGUAUUAACGGCUUGAGCGGAGGAGAUGAAGUUGUCAGAACAUGACUCAGCAAAGCGGGGAUUUACAGAAACUGUACAUCAGCAACAUAGGAGCACCAUUAAUCUCUGGCUCAGUUCUUCUCCCUUCACUUCCCCGUUCCUGUCUGAUGGAAGGAGGGAAUUUAGGAACUCAGCCGAAGAGGAAGAGGAGCUAAUGACAGGAAAUGCAGUGGGAAUCUUUUGCUUCCACCAGAUCGCCAGACAGACAGAAGCAGAGUGUCUACAGUUCAUUAGAACUUUAGUGUUUUUAGUUGGUCAGUGUUCUCUAGAAUAUAUCAGAAAACUGCAUAGUGUUACUAAAAUUGCAUGUUUGGUUUUACAAAAACUAAAAUGUUCGACUUACUACCGGUAGAUUUAACAAACCAGUCCAUUCAGUGGGCAUCCAAUGUAGUGAUGUAAUGAGAGCUACUGAUGGUCUUAUAGUUUUUUCCCUAACUACUACAUGCUUACUACUAUGUGGUAUACAGAUACAGUAUUUGCACUAUUAUAUUAGUUUUAAUUCAUUUAAUAUAAACAUCAUAAACAAGAGGUUGUGCUUUUAAUGUGCUGCGUUGAUGUUUGAAUGAUUUUGGUCCCAAUAAUACAAUUAUUUUAUUGUAGUUUUCUGCUAACAGCAAUAUUACAUUCACUUUACUUUCUGGAGCUAAUUUGAUCUGCAAUAAAGUUUUUGAGCUUAUAUUCUGAUGUAAGCAUGGGACAGUGAUUUUAAACAAUCCCACAGCGCCCUCUGUUGACGGUUCAAAGCAUGAACUGAACGUGUUGAAGCCACAGAUGGCAUCCUGAGCGGAUUAUCCGCGCUGAUCCUCGCACUGUGGACGCGCACGUUUGUGUGCACGCGCAUAGUAGUCGUGUGCAUACAUAAAUAAACUUUAAAGUGAGACAGAUAUACUCACGCAGGUACAUAAUAACAUGAGGAUGUCCUCGUAUGACCCUAUUCGAACAAUGUGAAGUUAUCUUUUAUAAAAAAUAAUAAUUUCUAUAGCAAUGAGCUAAAAUAACAUUCAUAUUCAUUUUUAUCUCAGAAGUCGCUGGUUUAAAAGUCAUGCAUAUAUUUGCCUCAGAUGACUUGUACCUGAUUUGACACUUGUACUUCUUUAGAAUGUAGUGCCUCAAUACAUUAAUCAUUUUAAUGAAGUAAGUGCAUUCCAGAGAUGGAAAUACAGUAAUAAAGACACUCAAAGGUAGAAUAAGCUGUGUUUCAUCACCAGAUAUAGAAGAAUUUGAAAAAAAAUGUGAAAAAGUAAAAAAACUGCCUAUGACUCUAUAAACGCAAAAACAUGCACAAUACUAAAGAAAGCAAAAAAAAGAAAAAAAUUAUACCAGUUUGUAUACUAACACGCUACAUUACAACAUGCCCUACACCAAACACAUAUGAUAUGUCUGACUUUCCACUGAGAGUUUUUCUUUACACCACGUACCCCAUGAAUGUCCAGUAGACCCAAUGAUUUCAUAUUUGUUAAAACAACAAAACUACAGUAAUGAUCAGGUAAAUGGUGAUUCAAGACAA
Messenger RNA from Betta splendens (Siamese fighting fish), 6038 nucleotides. RefSeq names its product guanylyl cyclase 2 (gene gc2). NCBI's taxonomy places the organism in Eukaryota, Metazoa, Chordata, Actinopteri, Anabantiformes, Osphronemidae. Gene Ontology annotation, molecular function: guanylate cyclase activity; ATP binding; peptide receptor activity. The coding region runs from base 715 to 4257 and encodes 1180 amino acids. The transcript is spliced from 25 exons. Gene Ontology annotation, biological process: protein phosphorylation; cGMP biosynthetic process; receptor guanylyl cyclase signaling pathway. The record is from RefSeq and is a predicted model, not a curated record.